Molecule: messenger RNA, 645 nt
Organism: Rotaria socialis
Lineage: Eukaryota; Metazoa; Rotifera; Eurotatoria; Philodinida; Philodinidae
Source: the annotation of a GenBank genome assembly
AUGUUUUUGUCUAUUCCGCAAUCUAAAAAUCAGCUCAAACGGACUUCAGGAAACGGAGAUAUAGAGGUUUUAUUGGAACUUUUCAAAAAAAUAAAUAAUGUCGAAGUUAUUUCUGUUUCUGAAACAAUAAAUGAUGAUAAUGAGGUAUUAAAAUAUCACCGAGAAAUUUAUUGGCGUCUAUUAUUUCUUAAUUUAGUUGUAUUAUGGGCAUAUCAAUCAUUAAUAUCAGCUCAAAAUUAUUAUAUAAAUUGCUUUUCAAAUGAUAAUUUAGAUUUUUGGGGAACAGUAUCAGCUGGUUCAUCAAUGUUUCUUCUUCAUAUAAUUCAAUUAUAUUUUGGUAUUUAUAAAUAUGUUACGUCUUUAAAAAAUAAAAUAAGAUUAAAUAUUGCAUUUGCAAGUGUUGGAGGAAUAAAUACAAUAACUGAAUCGCCUAUUUAUGACAUAGGUGGAUUAUUUAAAACUGGUUCAUUUACUCAAGCUGUUCAAGUUGGUAAUGGUAUGGCGGGAUUUUUAAAUGUUACUGCAAAUACAAUAAUUCGAUUAGCUGUUUUACUUGUUCAUAGUAAAAUUGAUCGAGAUCAAUUAUCAUUUUAUAUAUUUAUUAGUGUAUUAAUAAUAUUAUGUUUUUUAGCUAUUUUUAUUUAA